Molecule: messenger RNA, 3886 nt
Organism: Myotis brandtii (Brandt's bat)
Lineage: Eukaryota; Metazoa; Chordata; Mammalia; Chiroptera; Vespertilionidae
Gene: POU6F2
Product: POU class 6 homeobox 2
Exons: 6
Biological process (GO): regulation of transcription by RNA polymerase II
Molecular function (GO): RNA polymerase II cis-regulatory region sequence-specific DNA binding; DNA-binding transcription factor activity, RNA polymerase II-specific
Source: RefSeq, a predicted model, not a curated record
CCGCCAUCGCAGCCCCCGCAGCCUCAAUCCCACCCUCACCCCCAGAACCAGAACCAGAACCAGAACCAACCGUCUCCAACUCAGCAGAAUGCAAGCCCCCCUCAGAAACUCAGCCCAUCUCCAGGACAUGGCCUUCCGUCGCAGCUCACGCCACCCAACCCUCUGCAGCUGGUUAAUAAUCCACUAGCAAGUCAGGCUGCAGCGGCUGCGGCAGCAGCAGCCAUGGGCUCCAUAGCAAGCUCACAGGCCUUUGGCAAUGCCCUCUCCAGUCUUCAGGGGGUCACAGGUCAACUAGUUACUAAUGCACAAGGACAGAUAAUCGGGACCAUCCCUCUGAUGCCAAAUCCGGGGCCAUCGAGCCAGGCAGCGAGCGGCACUCAGGGCCUCCAAGUGCAGUCGAUCACCCCCCAGCUCCUGACAAACGCCCAGGGCCAGAUCAUCGCCACGGUCAUCGGGAACCAGAUCCUGCCAGUGAUCAACACCCAGGGCAUCACACUCUCACCCAUCAAGCCCGGCCAGCAGCUCCACCAACCCUCCCAGACGUCAGUGGGGCAAGCAGCCUCCCAAGGCAAUCUUCUGCACCUGGCUCACAGCCAAGCAUCCAUGUCUCAAAGCCCUGUCCGGCAGGCUUCUUCCUCCUCCUCCUCGUCCUCCUCUUCUUCAGCUUUGAGCGUGGGCCAGUUAGUCAGCAAUCCCCAAACGGCCGCGGGUGAGGUGGAUGGGGUUAAUCUGGAGGAGAUCCGAGAAUUUGCCAAAGCUUUUAAAAUCCGGCGCCUGUCCCUGGGCCUGACGCAGACUCAGGUGGGACAGGCCCUCAGUGCCACAGAGGGCCCGGCGUACAGCCAGUCAGCCAUCUGCAGACACACCAUCCUGAGAAGCCACUUUUUCCUACCACAGGAAGCCCAAGAGAACACUAUAGCUAGCAGUCUGACAGCCAAACUGAACCCUGGCCUUUUGUAUCCUGCCAGGUUUGAAAAGCUGGACAUCACCCCUAAAAGUGCCCAGAAGAUCAAGCCGGUGCUUGAGCGGUGGAUGGCUGAGGCUGAGGCCCGCCAUCGAGCAGGUAUGCAGAACCUGACCGAGUUUAUCGGGAGUGAACCGUCCAAAAAGCGCAAGCGGCGCACCUCCUUCACACCCCAGGCCCUUGAGAUCCUCAAUGCCCACUUUGAGAAGAACACACACCCCUCCGGGCAGGAAAUGACCGAAAUUGCCGAAAAGCUGAACUAUGACCGGGAGGUAGUUAGAGUUUGGUUCUGCAAUAAGAGGCAAGCCCUGAAGAACACAAUUAAACGCUUAAAACAGCACGAGCCUGCGACAGCUGUCCCCCUGGAGCCCUUAACAGACUCUCUGGAAGAAAACUCCUAAAGGGACGCCCACCAGAAUCCGAGGCAAACUCCGCAGAAACUAAGCUCCAUCCUUGGGACUCCACCAAUAGACAAAGAAACAAACAAAUACGUAAUAAAUUAAAAAUAAAAUUUUAAAAUAGCCCUCGUCAUCCUCCUUAUCAGUAAAAGACUAAGAAACCUACCAAGUGGACAGAGUGGUUUAUACAUGUCCAUUGGUUUUCCAAAAAAAAAAAAAAGAAAAGAAUUUGUUUUUGAAAAUUUUUAAACAAGGAAUGCAUCACACUGCAGGUGUGUGUGGUAGGCUCGUUCCCUCCCCCACCUGUCUCCCCACCGCCAGUUUUUUAAUGGACUAAAAGCGAACCAAAUAACCACAUACUUUUUUCUGUAUAGUAUGAAAAUGUGAACACAUUUUAAGGAAAAAGAAAAACAAAACUAAACCAAAAAAAAAAAAAACGAAAAAACACACACACACAAACAAGAAAUACCAACAACAAAAACUUUGAUCUGUUCAAAGCGAAUACAAGCCUGCCACCUGGAGGAAGGAUUGCGUUCUUUCAGGUUCUAAGUGCUGAUUCACUAUGAAACCUAUUAACCAAAGUCAUUGCCAAUGCGAUCGUCCGUCUGCUCUUCUCUGCGUGUCAAGUUGUGUUACAAAGUUUUACGUUUGUACUUACUGGAAACCUGGGAAGCUGAUUUCUCCCAUCUUUCCCAUCUGUUGUCACCUAUGGAGUGGGUGCCAUUGUUGAAGCCAUUCUGUGAGGCUCACUAUUUGCUUUUACUUUGUCUGGACAGGGUUCUUUUUUCUUUUCUCUUCUUUUCUUUUCUUUUUUGUUGCUGUUGUUGGGAGAGGGUGGCAUCCUGGAUUGUGUGCCAAAGCAUUUGUUGCUUUCUUCUCACUAUGACUUGUGGGUUUGAGAAAAGAAAAUGGAGCUUGCACUUCUCUUUGUUCCUCCAUCUCCCAUCUCCCUCAUACGUGGCCUCCAGUCUGCUGGAAGGCCGCAGGGUGGGGACAGUGUCUCUUCCACUCAGAUCCUAGUGACAUGCAGGCGAGACUCCAGAAUGACUAGGGCUUUGCUCGAUGAACUGUCAACAAUGGCAUAAGCUGUCACUGUGCUCACUGUCCACACCAGAGCUUGGGAUUUUUCUCAGUCUGUCGGCCACGUACAUGGAGAGCUGAUCAAAACUAAUUUUGUAAUAUAAACAAACAUAAGCUGCACAUUUGGUUCAAUACUUACAUCUGUGUUAUGCUUCUGUGCAAAGCAAUUUCUCUCAGAAGUCUGAUAGCCAAAGAAAUGUCUCAAGAUUUCAGUCAACAUACACACGUAGCAUGCACACACCCACAUGAACACACACACAAAGGAAAUGGGCCAAAAAAGAAAGAUAGAGUGACUGGAUCUUUAAAGCCCAUCAUGUACCCUGUAAAUCCCACCUUUUCUGCUACUUCUUUCAUUCCAAUAGCAAUGGCAGACUUUUCUCGGGGGGUGGGGUGAGUGGUCAGUUAUUCUUGGAAUAUAUAAAUGAAGCAGAAAGUUGGCAGACAAACUUAAACCAUUGGAAUUGGGCUCUGGGUUCUUGAGGGGAAAAGAAGUUUUAACAAUGAAGUGCCUCCUCUCAAAGGAAAAAUACACAGUGGCUUAUCUACCACAUCAGAAUAGCCUUCACUAUUAAAACUUAGGGAUUAUUUCAUUUUUCAAAAUAAGUUACUCAAAAGAUCUGUGGGCCAAAAUGACCUAACAAGCCAGAGGAGAAGCAAGAUGAGAGGAUGGCUGUGCACUGAGCACUUGAAGCCUGUGGUUGGUAUUCUCUACAGGUACAGGCAACAGGUGUUGCGUUAAAGGAGCAGGGAAAAGGAAACCAUCAAUAUGCCUGCUGUAAAAUGUAAAUAUUACCGAAUAAUUCAUUAAUAAGCAUGCCCAUGCACUCUCUACAAGUAAAUUGUAAAAGGAAAAAGAGAAAGCCCAACUCAAGCUGCCCAACUGAUGAGAAAUGCCAUGUUCCCUCCCUGAUGAGGGUUUGCGUCUCUUCUGGUAGCCCCUUUGCUGGUUGGGUAAAUGCAAUGGUUUCAUUGUCCCCCUUCCCCGGAUGAUUCAUGCAGCAAUCGGGACAUCGCCAGCAAGGAAACUUUAAAAGAAAAAGCCUGGAGGUGGAAGCGGUCGCUUGCAAAGGUGUUUCCAUUUUGCCAGUCUGAUACUAAUUGGACCACAGCUGAUCAAUCUUCAAUGGUAAUCACAUCAUGGUACCCGUUUCGCCACCUCCAAAACUGUACAAAUACCAACAACCCAGAAAUCCAAAAGUAUACGGAUUAAACAGAUUAUGUAUUCUCCAAGACCUGCUCCAAAUUCCACCAAGAAAAGCUCCCGAAGAAAACUUAACAAGAUAACAUAACAGAUGAUGAAUGCUCAAUGUUUAAACACGUGCUAGCAGCAGUGACAUAAGGCCUGCUCAGUUUCAAGAUCUAUAAUUGGGAGGGUACAACGAGGACAGUGAAGAUAUAAAAUAAAAGUAGUCUUCCAGAAUGGAAUAUAAAAGAAAUAUAUUUA